AUACAAACUCUUUCAUAUAUAUCCCUUCAAAAUAAGACCAUCUCACGUCUAUCCCCUUCUUCUCUCUAUAUAUAAGGUUCGAUCCAUCACUUAAUACAUCUUCCGUAGUUCACAGGGCAAUAACCUUCACCAUGAAGAAGUUAUAUUUCUUUUCUGUGCUUCUUUCUUUUCUACUCUUUUCUCCUACGACUACUGCUCUGCCUCUUUCCACCAACUCAAGGUGGAUCGUAGAUGAAAAUGGGGAAAGAGUGAAGCUAGCUUGUGUGAAUUGGAUAUCACAUCUCCCACCAUUGCUGGCCGAGGGCCUCAACAAGCAGCCCAUAGACAAAAUCGCCAAUCGAAUCACCUCAAUGGGAUUCAAUUGUGUUCGUUUUACAUGGCCUCUGUUCAUGGCCACAAAUAAGUCCAUAGCUUCCAUGCCUGUAAGGCAGUCGUUUGAGAACCUCGGCCUCUAUGAAUCCAUUGCAGCAAUUCAAGUCAACAAUCCAACUUUUCUCAAUCUCACCAUCAUAGAAGCUUAUAAGGCUGUGGUGAAGAGACUUGGAGAUAAUAAUGUGAUGGUGAUAUUGGACAACCACAUAAGCAAGCCGGAGUGGUGCUGCAGCAUAAAAGACGGCAAUGGCUUCUUUGGGGAUAAGUACUUCAAUCCGCAACUUUGGCUUAAGGGGCUCUCUCGAAUGGCGACCUUGUUCAAGGAUACAAGCAAUGUCGUCGGCAUGAGCCUUAGGAAUGAGCUCCGAGGGCCUCGUCAGAACGUACUUUGGUACAAGUACAUGCAGAAAGGAGCUGAAACAGUGCACGCAGCAAACCCUAAUGUUCUAACUAUAUUAUCAGGUUUUGAUUUUGACACAGACUUCAGGUUUCUCCACAAAAAACCUGUGGAACUGAGUUUUAAAGGGAAGCUAGUGUAUGAGAUUCACUGGUAUGGAUUCUCAGACAAAAAGGCUUGGGCGGCUGGCAACUCAAACGAUGUGUGUGGAAGAGUGGUGAAUAAGAUGAAGCAGAAAUCACUGUUCUUGCUUGAUAAGGGGUUUCCUCUGUUCAUGAGUGAGUUUGGGAUUGAUGGGAGAGGCAUUACCGUGAAUGAUAACAGAUACUCCAAUUGCUUGUUUGGAGUUGCAGCUGAUCUGGAUUUGGACUGGGCUUAUUGGACCCUUGUUGGGAGUCAUUACCUUAGACAAGGUGUGUUGGGGAUGGAGGAUACUUAUGGAUUGUUAAAUUGGGAUUGGUGUGGUAUAAGGAAUGAAACCCUCCUGCAAAGGAUCUCUUCUCUCCAAAUUCCUUACCAAGUAUAGAGAUGAAGACAUUUAUAAACCA
Molecule: messenger RNA, 1317 nt
Organism: Macadamia integrifolia
Lineage: Eukaryota; Viridiplantae; Streptophyta; Magnoliopsida; Proteales; Proteaceae
Product: glycosyl hydrolase 5 family protein-like
Molecular function (GO): hydrolase activity, hydrolyzing O-glycosyl compounds
Source: RefSeq, a predicted model, not a curated record